AUAUUGAGAAGAAAAAAAAAGUUCUGAGGCGAAUAAGAACUACGAGUACAAGUGAUACCUGAGGCUGAGAUUAGCGUCUCGGUAAAUUCGAGGGGAAUGGGGUCGUUAGGUGGUGGUGGAAAUUGGGGUCCAUUUGGGAUGGGACAACUGAAUUUCCAUGAUUUCAACAACAAUAGGAGAAGAAGUCCAAGAAAAAGAAGCAUCAGAGAAUCAAAAUCCUCAUCUAAUUCAGCUGAUAUAACCGGUAGAACCGGUUACCAGUUCCCGGUGAAGCAAGCAUUCAUGGCCGCCUCUCUAGCCCUCACCGGCGACACUAUAGCUCAGCUCAGCCAACGCUGGGUGAAGUAUAAAGAAAGCCUUUCCAGCCCUCAGCAUCCCGAGGGUGUUUUGGGGGCAUUAUUUUCUGAACAUGGUUGGCUGCGUGCCCUCCGAAUGACUACCUAUGGCUUUCUAUUAUAUGGCCCGGGUACAUAUGCAUGGUACCAGUUCCUUGAUCGUACCAUUCCAAAGCAAACAUUCGAGAACUUAUUGGCUAAGGUCAUACUGAACCAAAUUGUGCUUGGUCCAACUGUAAUUGCUGUCGUUUUUGCAUGGAACAAUCUGUGGCAAGGGAAACUGUCAGAGCUUCCAAAUAAGUAUCAGAAAGAUGCUCUUCCUGCUCUUUUUUUUGGAUUUAGGUUUUGGAUUCCAGUCAGCAUAUUGAAUUUCUGGCUGGUUCCUCUUCAAGCACGCGUUGCUUUCAUGUCCUUGGGAUCUAUAUUCUGGAAUUUCUUCUUGUCUUCGACCAUGAGCAGGUGAUUUCUGCUGACAAGAAUCAUACUGGAGUUAGAAGCUUAUCAUGAGCAGAUCCUUUCGGGUAUUUCCUGGUCCAGAACUUAACACAAGUGUGGGGCUUCUCACAUCACUUAAUUGAAAAGAAUCUUCAUUUAAACUCUUCUUCCAGCGCACAGCCAGAUGUUGGAAGCUCGGUUUUUUAAGUUCUCAACGCUGAAAUUGAGGCUGCCAGAACUGUUUCUUAUGGAGUUGCAAUGUUUUCUUUUUCGGUAUUCAUGGCAUUCGUCAUAUUUUUCAUAAUUACCAUCUGAGAAGGUCAUUUUAUGUAUCAAUCAGCUCUAUUUUUCUUUAUGUUUUUGUUCAUUGAGAUCUUAUCAUCUUUCCUCUUCUUCAAGUAUGCUGUGUGCUCUACAGCUUCUGCUGAUUAGAUAAACUGCAGAGUCAUUUUUACUGCUGUUAGAUUGCAGAAUUAUGUAAUGAUUCUUUCGUCUACAAACAUUCUUGGAAUAGAUUUGAUGGAAACCAUUUGCUCUUAUCUUACCAUUA
This is a messenger RNA of Coffea eugenioides, 1320 nucleotides long. RefSeq names its product protein sym-1. The coding region runs from base 97 to 798 and encodes 233 amino acids. The transcript is spliced from 5 exons. Lineage: Eukaryota; Viridiplantae; Streptophyta; Magnoliopsida; Gentianales; Rubiaceae. The record is from RefSeq and is a predicted model, not a curated record. Gene Ontology annotation, cellular component: membrane; cytoplasm.